This is a messenger RNA of Hippoglossus stenolepis (Pacific halibut), 2132 nucleotides long. It is a transcript of the gene hnf1a, whose product is annotated as HNF1 homeobox a. NCBI's taxonomy places the organism in Eukaryota, Metazoa, Chordata, Actinopteri, Pleuronectiformes, Pleuronectidae. The transcript is spliced from 10 exons. Gene Ontology annotation, biological process: regulation of transcription by RNA polymerase II; pancreas development; positive regulation of DNA-templated transcription. The record is from RefSeq and is a predicted model, not a curated record. The coding region runs from base 268 to 1863 and encodes 531 amino acids. Gene Ontology annotation, molecular function: DNA-binding transcription factor activity, RNA polymerase II-specific; RNA polymerase II cis-regulatory region sequence-specific DNA binding. Gene Ontology annotation, cellular component: nucleus.
GAGGAAGGUUAAAAAAAAAAAAAGAAAAAAAGAAAAUUGACCUUUGAAAGCAAAACAGCAGGUGGAGAUCUAAAACCAGGCAGCUCAGGACACAUCGGGAGGAAAUUCAACACAGAGGAAAAUGAAAGUUUAAAUUCUGUGGAGCUGAAGUGGGACUACGGCUAUAAUGAGACCCAACGCUGGCUGGCCGGCCGUCCUUUGAGCGUGGUAGUGCACAUGACAGCAGUGUUUGUUUGCGAAGCAGUAGCGAGGUAAGGCAUCAGACGAAUGGAGGGAGAGGAGACGGCCAGGGCAGCCAUGCCGAGGCCGAGCUGUCUGACCUCUCUUCAGGAGCAGAUGAUCUGGGCCCUGCUGGAAUCCGGACUGUCCCGGGACGUCCUGGUCCAAGCCCUGGGGGAACUGGAGCAGGACAGGACAAGUGCUGGUGCUGAAAAGGGAGAGAGGGGGGACGGCGAGAGCUCAGAGGAGGGAGAAAUGGAUUUCCCACCGCCUAUAUUCCGAGAGCUGGAGAAGCUUUCCCCAGAGGAGGCGGCCAAACUGAGGGUUGAAGUCGACCAGCUCCUGCAGGAGGACCCCUGGCAUGUUGCAAAAAUAGUGAAAAGCUACAUGCAGCAGCACAAUCUCCCUCAGAGAGAGGUGGUGGAGUCCACGGGGCUCAACCAGUCCCACCUCUCCCAGCACCUCAACAAGGGCACGCCCAUGAAGAACCAGAAGAGAGCGUCUCUGUACAGCUGGUACGUCAAGAAGCAGGGCGAGAUCAGCCAGCAAUUUACCAAUGCCAAGCAUGGCAUCGCAUCGGCGGAUGAGCAAGAGGAGGUGAGGAAAGGACGGAGGAACAGGUUCAAGUGGGGUCCAGCGUCCCUGCAGAUCCUUUUCCAUGCCUACGAACGACAGAAGAACCCCAGCAAGGAGGAGAGAGAGGGGUUGGUGGAGGAGUGUAACAGGGCAGAGUGUAUCCAGAGAGGAGUGUCCCCCUCUCAGCUUGCUGGAUUGGGCUCCAACCUGGUUACUGAAGUUCGGGUGUACAACUGGUUUGCAAACCGCCGAAAAGAGGAGGCCUUCCGUCACAAACUGGCCCUCGACACGCCUUUCACCAACCAAUCUGCCUCAUCCUCUAACCUCAACCUUUCAAGCCCGGACCAUGGUGUGAAAUACAGCCAGCAAAUCCUGUGUGACACUAUGAGCUCAGCCAGAGGUAGCGGAGGAGAGAGAGUGGGACGUCUAGUGAUCAGCCCUGUCCAACUGGAGCCCAGCCACACACUCCUCGAGACCCAUAACCACAAGCCUGUGUCCAGCAGUGGCCCACUGCCGCCAGUAAGCACUCUGACCUCCCUCCACAGUCUGUCUUCCUCCUCUGCUUCUUCCCAGAGCCUCAUCAUGGCCUCACUGCCCAGCGUCAUGAGCCUGGGGGAGUCCUCACUCCUCAUCGGUUUAGCCUCCACGCAGCCUCAGACCGUACCCAUCAUAAACAAUGUGGGGGGUGGUUUCACAACGCUUCAGCCCAUCUCAUUCCAGCAGCAGCUUCACGCCUCUUCACAGCUGCCAAUAUCACACCUUCAGAGCCACAUGGGUGCCAGUCCGUUCAUGGCCACCAUGACGCAGCUGCCCUGUCACAUGUACAGCAAGUUGGAUUCACCACAGUACCACUCGUCCAGUCUGCUGUCACAAACCAUGGUCAUCACUGACGGCAGCAGCCUGGGGAAUCUAACCAGCCUCUCCACUGUCAGACCGAUUCUAACAGCGGAUCCUGAGGAACAGACGGACCCGAAUUUACAGGAAGAGUCUCUGCACCUGCAGCCUCAUACACCUGUGCCAGCAGACGGGUUGCUUGGAUUCUUUAGCUGUCUGACAACCUCAGGAUGACAGCAACAAUCCAAGGAGUCACAACUUCUGGUCAAGAAAUAAUCUGAAACUACAAAAAAGCUUGCACAUCCAAACUUGGUAAACACUAGGUGCUGGAAAGAAGUGACAAUCCCCGUGUUCAAGCUCCCACAAACGUAUUUAUUUUACCUCCUAGUUAAGUAAUGUGUCAGGCCCAGGCCCUUCUUCAAAUGUGACCUACUAGAAAUAAUCAGAGAAAUAACAUGGUUUUAAAAUUUCGGUGUGUGUACAAAUAAAAAAAAAUUGUUGUA